This is a messenger RNA of Zophobas morio, 829 nucleotides long. RefSeq lists its product as uncharacterized. NCBI's taxonomy places the organism in Eukaryota, Metazoa, Arthropoda, Insecta, Coleoptera, Tenebrionidae. The record is from RefSeq and is a predicted model, not a curated record. The transcript is spliced from 2 exons. Bases 18 to 758 code for a protein of 246 amino acids.
AGAACAGUUACCUCAAAAUGUUCCGAAACGUAAUCUUCAUCGUUGUUGCCUCUGUGUUGGCUGCACAUCUUAGUGAUGCAAAUGCGUUGAAAAUUAAAUCCAAAGCCACAAAAAUUGUUCCAACUUCUUUGUACGAUGAUGCUCUGGGCAAACUUGCCGAACUAAAACAAAUUGUCAACGCUGCAAUCCAGACAGGAGAUAAAGAACUAGAUGACGGCAAGAAAGAGAGCGCAAACUACGCUGAGCAACAAUCAGAUAAGGCACAGGUCGAAAUUCAUGAUGAAGCCACUAAGAUCGACGGUUAUGUGCAAGAUAUGGCAAAUUUGGUCGAGAGCGUUGGUCAAGAUCCGAGUCGAUGUCUCGGAAUCUAUCAACCGAACAUCGAGCAAAUAUUGAAUAAUGCAACUGAUAGUUUGACAACCUGUAUUGGUACUGUUAAUUCAGAGGUAGCUCAAGUUUAUAACGAUGGUAGGAAUGAUAUAAAUUCUACUUACGACAAAGUAGCCCAGGACGAAGAUCAGCUUGUCCAAUGUAAAAGCACAGGAAGUGUCAUAUGUGUUUCCCCGGUAGUCCGACAGAUUGAUGCAGACAAAAUAGAACUACGAGAAACAAUUGAAACAGUGGUGCACAAAACCACCGCACUUAUUGAAACUGUAACAAAUAAAGUUGAUGGUUGUACAAGUUCCAGCGUCACUAAAUUCGAAACUGAGGGAAAUAACGCUCUUAGUGCAGCUCAAGAUUGUUUUAAUAAAAUGUAAUAUGACGGAUGUACAGGAUCCUAUGCUAUGUAGUUUUAAACCAUAUAAGUAAAUAAAAAAAUUUGAAAAUA